GAGUGGCGCCCUCGGUGUUGACAGGCCAAGGUGAGGGCAACGUGUCGUGAAAGUGACAGACUUGUCAAGUUGGUAAAUUUUUUUGGUGCGAUGGACUCCCAGCCGAGCAAAACAGACAUCGAGGCCGUUUUUCACAGACUGAGGGCCAGCGCUGCAAACAAAGUAUGUUUUGAUUGCAACGCCAAGAACCCGACCUGGGCUAGCGUCACCUACGGGGUGUUCAUCUGCAUCGACUGCUCAGCUGUGCACCGAAGCCUGGGGGUGCACUUGACGUUUGUGAGGUCCACGCAGCUUGACACCAACUGGACAUGGAUGCAGUUGCGCCAGAUGCAACUAGGGGGCAACUCCAACGCUAUCCAGUUCUUUGCACAACACAACUGUGUCACCACAGACGCCCAGAAGAAGUACAACUCGAGGGCGGCUCAGUUGUACCGAGACAAGUUGCAGCAAGUAGCUGCCAACUCCCUCAGAACCAACACACAGCUUCAUGUUCAUCCCCAUGUUGAGGAGAGUUCCGCCGAGAAAGAGGUUGAUUUCUUCACGGAGCAGGAAAAUUUUGCCCUUCCUGACGCCCCUCUGCAACAACAACAGAAAAUUGAAGAAUCACAAUCUCUGCAAAAGGAUGUUAAAAGUCCAGAUGAAGGCCCCAAGGUCGACUUUACAGCCCCCUCAGAGCCGCGGAAAUCCACAAUCACUACGAGAAAACCCCCUAAUAAAAAGUCAGGCCUGGGGGCAAAGAAGGGCCUCGGCGCCACCAAAGUCAAGACGAACUUCGCCGACUUGGAGCGAGAAGCCGAAAUCGCGGAAGAAAGCCGUCUUCGGGCUCUCGAAGACGCCGCCAAAGCGGCCGCUUUGUCCUUGAAAGAGCAAGAAGAUCGCGAAGCUGCCGUCCGUCUGGCCUACAAGGAUCUCAGCAAUGAACAACAAAAAAAAGAGGAACAAUUAAGGAAGCAAGAUCCGAAAAAAGCCGAACAGCUCGAAAGAUUGGGAAUGGGAGUCAGCGCGAAAAGUUUUUGUUUGUCAAGCGGGGUGAGUCACUCCGCUCUCAGCGACAUGAAGGAAAUCGAGCAGGAGAACGUCCAGGCGGCUCCGAGUACUUUGAGUUCUUUGGGGAAAUUGCGCAUUUCGGAUAGUGAUAGCUUUUUUGACGAGUAUUCGUUCAGUUCCGGUUUUAACAUGAAUCGGACUAGCAAAUUGGACUCGUUCUUGGUGGAGAGCGCCAAGGAGCGCGAGAAGGACAGUUGGGUUAUCGUGGAGGACCCAGUCGAGAAACCAAAGACGACGUACCGAACGCCGGAGAAAUCGUCACGGAGUAGUGUGGACACCAGUACCGACGUAGCUCAGAAGAAAUUCGGGAACGCAAAAGCCAUUUCUUCCGAGCAGUUCUUCAACGACCGAGAGACGGACUACGAGACUAAAGCGAAUUUGAACAGAUUCCAGGGUUCUUCCAGUAUUUCUUCAGCCGAGUUUUUCGGCAACGGCCAAGAAGCUACUCCCAGUUCACAUUCGCUGCAAGCAUACGACCUAGAGGACGUACGAGAGAGCGUCAGACAAGGCGUCACCAAAGUGGCCGGAAAAAUCAGCUCUUUGGCCAAUGGAGUCAUGUCGUCGCUACAGGAACGUUACGGUUACUAGCAAAUAGUGAACGAAAAAUGUUAGAGAUCCAUCAUGGCACAUUUGCAAUAUUUUAAACAAUUAUGUUAUCUCCAAUUGAAAAUGUGCCUUGAUAUUAUUAUGUAAGGGGGUUAAAUGUUGUAAUUAAAUAGACAUUGUUGAUAGCACUCUAAAAGUUUUUAUGAAGUCACUAAACAAGAUUUUUUAGCAGUAUGACAGUGCCAUUUGUUUUACUCUAGAUCUUGUUGGAGAUUUUAUUUUUAUGUUUUUUGUAUAUGGAAUUUAUUUUUUUGAACGAUUAUCAUUUACCUCGACGCCUCAGUUAAUACAGAUUAUACAUGUACAUGAUUUUUUCAAUAAAUUUAUCCAAAAGUCA
Molecule: messenger RNA, 1990 nt
Organism: Zophobas morio
Lineage: Eukaryota; Metazoa; Arthropoda; Insecta; Coleoptera; Tenebrionidae
Gene: ArfGAP3
Product: ADP-ribosylation factor GTPase-activating protein 2
Exons: 8
Coding region: 91-1635 (514 amino acids)
Biological process (GO): COPI coating of Golgi vesicle
Molecular function (GO): GTPase activator activity
Source: RefSeq, a predicted model, not a curated record